AUGGCCGAAGGAUCUACCGAAAAGCCUCUCGGACAAAUCCAAUUCCGAACAGUUGGAAAUUCAGUACCAGGUUGUGGUCGGCCAGGAGAAGACUUCUAUCACUGGAGCAAGGCUGGCAAUAGUUACACACGAGUAAACAUUCCGUUCGGGCACGUAUUCGACAUAUUUCCUAGUACAUCGUUCACUGUUGGCCGCAGCUCUGAAAAAAACAUUGAUCUCAUCUGCCUGGACCAUCCUAUGAUAUCCUGGAAGCACUUUCAGCUCUACAAUGUCGUCUUUGAAGAAGGGAGCAACCAAUCGCCGAUGGUCUACGUACGCGAUCUCCAGUCUUUGAAUGGCAUUUUCGUCAACGGUCGGUCCAUAAGCUCAAAGUCUCGCCAACCGAGCCCAGGGCACCUGCUAAGCGAUGGCGACAUCAUCAAAAUCGAGCCUUACUGGGAGUUUGAGAUAUCAUUGUUUAAUCCUAAGAGUUCACCACUUAAGGAUAUUCAAUAUGAGGAAGCCAAGCUAUUCCGCAAUCGCUACAUCAUCACUGAUCAAAUCCUUGGUCAUGGGAACCAGGGAACGAUCCACUUGGCAGUUGAUGUGAAUUGUGGAAAACAACUUGCAUGCAAGAUUAUGGAUCUCGACCCAGCUGGCGCUCGGGAAGAACAGAACCAUCUUCGCGAGGUUGAUGUUCUUGCCAAAACCAGACAGCCUGGUCUCCUCAGCUUUGAAUACGCGUUUCGAUCCGUACAUACCAUCUACUUAUUCACGGAACUAGCCACUGGAGGUGACCUCUUCUCCAAGCUGGCUUCUGAGCCUUUAAGCGAGAAGGAGGCCAAAUUCGUCGCACACCAGAUCGUCAAGUGCGUCUAUUACUUACACGACAAACGCGACCUCGCCCACAGAGAUAUCAAGCCGGAGAAUAUUUUGCUCGCCAGUGGACCCGGCAUUAAAACACGAGUAAUUAUUGGUGAUCUAGGUCAUUCCAAAGCAACCACAUGGGGCCGCAUGACGUCUGUUGUCGGAACAGACAUGUAUCAAGCCCCUGAGCUGCGCGCCAACCAUAACAGCAACGUGGCCCAUGGGAAAUCUGUCGAUAUUUUCGCAAUUGGCAUGACCACGCUGACUGUAAUGAUACCGGCAGCGAGAGAAACCCAGCUCGGCGACAUGUCUCAAAAAGAACUCGAUCGCAAACUGCAGGAGUUGUUUGGCUCACCCACUUUGAAAACACCUAUCAGCACAAAAGGACAAGACUUCAUACGACGGUGUCUCGCCGUCGACCCAAACUCACGAAUGACGGCUUCACAAGCACGAAAACACAAAUGGAUUUGCGUAGACAAGCGACGCGAAGAGAGCUGGAGGGAGAUACGUAACUUCUUUUGGAAACCUGCACAUACCACAACACCACCUAUUGAAAUGCUGCCUAAUGUCCUUGACGAGGCGUAUCUUUCGAAACCGCGGCGACCCGCAUGGCUACAAUCAUUUCAUCCUGCUCUUUCCAGCUCCGCUCCCCUUUUGAAACGAUCUUUCGAAGAUCUUGAAGAGGAUGACCCACUGAAAGUCUCGUUAUACUUUCCCUUGUCCAAAGGUGCUGUCGGGGCAAGCUCGAAAAACGGCAAGCGACGGAAAGCUACUUUUGGUAAAGGUUCGAGCGACCAAGAAAAUCUGCAUCAAAGCUGA
This is a messenger RNA of Truncatella angustata, 1665 nucleotides long. RefSeq names its product kinase-like domain-containing protein. The coding region runs from base 1 to 1665 and encodes 554 amino acids. Lineage: Eukaryota; Fungi; Ascomycota; Sordariomycetes; Amphisphaeriales; Sporocadaceae. Gene Ontology annotation, molecular function: ATP binding; protein binding; protein serine/threonine kinase activity. Gene Ontology annotation, cellular component: nucleus; cytoplasm. The transcript is spliced from 6 exons. Gene Ontology annotation, biological process: meiotic recombination checkpoint signaling; protein phosphorylation. The record is from RefSeq and is a predicted model, not a curated record.